Marmota monax (woodchuck) is the source of this 2079-nucleotide messenger RNA. Its product is annotated as butyrophilin subfamily 1 member A1. The record is from RefSeq and is a predicted model, not a curated record. Gene Ontology annotation, molecular function: signaling receptor binding. The transcript is spliced from 9 exons. Lineage: Eukaryota; Metazoa; Chordata; Mammalia; Rodentia; Sciuridae. Gene Ontology annotation, biological process: regulation of cytokine production; T cell receptor signaling pathway. Bases 414 to 1475 code for a protein of 353 amino acids. Gene Ontology annotation, cellular component: external side of plasma membrane.
CUCUCUGAAUCUCUCUCCAAGGAAAUGCAAUUGUUUUUUGUUUUGUUUUGUUUUUUCUUACACUACAACUCAGAGCUAUAUUUGAUUUGAGUAUUUUCUCUGAAAUCUGACUUCAUGGAUUCCUUUUUAGGCUUGAGAUUUUCAGAAGUAUGCACAAUUACUCCAAACAACAUUCUCUUCAAUUCUUGAGUUUCUGCAUGAUGAGAUAGAACUUCUACUAGCACUUGCUGAAAGUUAUGGUUUCCAACAGCUCUCAUAUGCAAGGAGAAAAGCCACCAUGCUUUAGCAGAUGAACUCAUUUCUCCCAAUCCUGAAUCCCUGGAAGAAAAAUUUCUAGACAAAUAUACCCCGGAUAUUUGGAAUCUUGCAAGAAAUGUGAAGAUGGAGCCCUGCAAAGUAGCCAAGAGGAGACCAUGAAUAUCCUCGUGGGAUUGUUCAAAAUUGCCAAGAAAAAUGUGCUUGGGAGUUGGCAAUCUGUGUGUUCUAAAUUUGAGUUUUUAAUAGCCUCUCCUUCUGCAGCACGAGCACAUAUCCUUGGGGUUGCCCUUCCUGGGUCACCAAAGAAGCAGCGAGUCUCUCCAAUGUACCAUGGCAGCCUUUUCUCACUCUAUCUCUGUCUCCAGGUUGCAGGGGCAUUCCAAAUCCAAGGGCCCCAUGAGCCUGUGGUGGCUGUGCUAGGUGGUGAAGCAGAGCUGCCUUGCUUUCUCUCAUCUCAUCAGAGUGCUGAGAACAUGCAGAUAAGCUGGUCCCGCUCCCUGUCCUCCCAGAUUGUACACCUGUACAAGGAUGGGAGCAGUCAGCCUGGGGAAGUCAUGGAGGAGUACUCAGGGAGGACAAAGCUUGUGAGAGAUGCUAUCAGUAAAGGCAUUGUGGUCCUUAGAAUCCUUAACAUCCAAACCUUUGAUGAUGGACAGUAUUACUGUGGGUUCCAGCAUGGCUCCUUCUACAGUGAUACAUUGAUCGAACUGAAAGUGGCAGCUCUAGGCUCAGCUCCUCACUUCCACAUGGAGGUUACUGAGACCAGAGAAACCCAAUUGGAGUGCAAGUCAGAAGGCUGGUUCCCUAAGCCGAAGGUCCAGUGGAUAAAUUCUCAAGGAGAGGAAAUUCCACCUGUGUCUGAGUUUCAGACCCAGGACCAAGAUGGCCUGUUCCACGUAACCACAUUUCUCCUAUUCAGAGAUUCUGCGAAGGCAAACACGACAUGUUCCAUCUGGAACCCGAUCCUAAAUCAGAAAAAGGAAGGGCAAGUGUCCAUAGCAGUUGCGGAGCCCUUCAUUUUCCAUCAACUCAUAACAGGAGGCACUAUUUUUCUAUCUCUUUUGAUAUUGUCUGCUGUCAUAGCCAUUGGACUUCACUUAUAUAAAAAGAGACAAGGAGCAAGGAAAGUCCCUCUAACCAGACCAUCAGCCAAGAGGGUUGAAGAGGCAGAGGAAAACGAGGCAUAUGAACAUAUAUUGACAUCAGCAAAUCCCUGAAAGGAACCCAAGGAAGGACCAGACAAAGACAUACAUAUGACCCACUCCAGAGCUCAAGACCAGGACCAGGACCAUGCAGGAGUCCAGGCCUAGGUCAGGCCCAGGAUGUUCAACAUCUCUAGCAAUUAGAGAAAUGCAAAUCAAAACUACUCUAAGGUUUCAUCUCACUCCAGUCAGAAUGGCAGCUAUUAAGAAUACAAACAACAAUAACUGUUGGUGAGGAUGUGGGGGAAAAGUUACACUCAUACAUUGCUGGUGAGACUGCAAAUUUGUGCAACCAAUCUGGAAAGCAGUAUGGAGAGUCCUUGGAAAACCUGGAAUGAAACCACCAUUUCACCCAGUUAUCCCACUCCUUGGUUCAUACCCAAAGGAUUUAAAAACAGCACACUACAGAGACACAGCCACAUCAAUGUUUAUAGCAGUACAAUUCACAAUAGCUAAACUGUGGAACCAACCAAGAUACCCUUCAGGGGAUGAGUGAAUAAAGAAACUGUGAUAUAGGGCUGGGGUUGUAACUUAGUGGUAGAGCUCUUGCCUACCAAGCAUGAGGCACUGGAUUCAAUCCCUGGCACCACAUAAAAAUAAAAUAAAAGAUAAUAAAGGA